AUGUUACCGACCCCUUAUGUUAAAUGUGAUUACCAUAAAGUAUAUGAGCCUGCUGAAGAUAGCUUCCUUAUACUGGAUUGUUUAGAAAAAGAACAUGAAUUUCUGAAACAAAGAUUCAGUAAUAGUUUGGCCAUUGUUUGUGAAAUUGGUUCCGGUUCAGGUAUCGUUACAACAUUUUUAAUGCAAAAUAAAAUAAUACCGCAAGAAAACUCCAUCCACUUAGCUGUAGAUAUCAACCCAUGGGCGCUCGAAGCAACUUUGGAUACGGCGAAGUUAAAUUCAUGUAAGAAUAAUUUUUUAGAGGUGAUCCAAACUGAUUUGAAUUCUAGCAUUCGAAAUAAUCAAGUUGAUGUCCUAAUAUUUAAUCCGCCAUAUGUGCCAGCAGAAUCUGUGCCCGAUGUCCCAGAAUCAAGAGAGGAGGCGGACCAAUGGCUAGAUUUAGCAUUAUUAGGCGGAAAAGAUGGUAUGGCGAUUACUGAUAAACUGUUACAACAACUAGAACAAAUUCUUUCCCCAGAUGGUGUUGCUUAUAUAUUAUUUUGUGCGAGAAAUAAGCCUAAAGAAGUCAUUCAAACGUUUCUCAAUUCUUACAGGUGGAAUGUUAAACUUGUUGAAACGAGAAAGGCGGGCUGGGAAGUCCUCAGUGUCUACAGCUUCACAAGGCGAUAG
Saccharomyces paradoxus is the source of this 669-nucleotide messenger RNA. RefSeq names its product S-adenosylmethionine-dependent methyltransferase (gene MTQ2). NCBI's taxonomy places the organism in Eukaryota, Fungi, Ascomycota, Saccharomycetes, Saccharomycetales, Saccharomycetaceae. Gene Ontology annotation, molecular function: nucleic acid binding; protein methyltransferase activity; S-adenosylmethionine-dependent methyltransferase activity. Gene Ontology annotation, biological process: methylation. The transcript has a single exon. The coding region runs from base 1 to 669 and encodes 222 amino acids. The record is from RefSeq and is a predicted model, not a curated record. Gene Ontology annotation, cellular component: eRF1 methyltransferase complex.